This is a messenger RNA of Chilo suppressalis (striped riceborer), 486 nucleotides long. The record is from the annotation of a GenBank genome assembly. Lineage: Eukaryota; Metazoa; Arthropoda; Insecta; Lepidoptera; Crambidae.
AUGGCAGUCACGUUGCAUACAGAUAUAGGAGAUAUAAAACUUGAGUUGUUCUGUGAACAAUGUCCAAAGGCGUGUGAAAAUUUCUUAGCUCUGUGUGCUAGCGAUUAUUACAAUGGCUGCUUAUUUCAUAGGAAUAUUAAGGGCUUUAUAGUACAGACAGGAGAUCCUACAGGAACUGGCAAAGGAGGUACAUCAAUAUGGGGGAGAAAAUUUGAAGAUGAAUUCAAAGAAGAACUAAAGCAUAGUGCAAGGGGAAUGGUCAGUAUGGCUAACAAUGGCCCAAAUACAAAUGGUAGUCAAUUUUUCUUUACAUAUGCUGAACAGCCUCACUUGGACCUUAAAUAUACUGUAUUUGGAAGGAUAAUAGAUGGAUUUGAAACACUCGAUGAUUUAGAAAAAAUGCAAGUUAACCCCAAAACUUUCAGGCCACAUAAUGAGGCAAGAAUAACAUCAGUAACUAUUCAUGCUAAUCCUUUAGCUGGUUAA